Molecule: messenger RNA, 4279 nt
Organism: Cicer arietinum (chickpea)
Lineage: Eukaryota; Viridiplantae; Streptophyta; Magnoliopsida; Fabales; Fabaceae
Biological process (GO): protein phosphorylation
Molecular function (GO): protein kinase activity; protein binding; ATP binding
Source: RefSeq, a predicted model, not a curated record
CCUCCAAAACUUUACCCAAAAUAAAAUAAAUAAAUAUUCCUCAAACCUUUUCCUUUCAUUCUUAUAUUCUUCUUCUUCCUCCUCCUUUUCUCAUCACUUAAAAAAGGUUGCAAUCAAAACAAAUAAAGUCCCUUUUGGCUUUUUCAAGAGACAACCAAAAUGAUCCUAUGAGAGAAAGAUUUAACCAUGCUUUGUCGGCCAUUUAAUAAAAAUAAAGAUCCUUCUUCCCACUUCAUCAUUAAUUCUUUCUCUUUCUAUUCUAACAUCCUCUUAUUCUGGAUAUUCAUUUUCAUGUAUUCCUUGUUCAUUUUAUUAGUACUUUCUUAAAAGGGUUUCUUAUUUUCUGAUCAAAAUUCUUAGCUUUUUCACCUUCAGAUCGAAGAUCCUCACUUUUUAGAUUGAGUUUAAUUAAUUAGCUUCAUGCUUCUUCUUAAUGUUCCUUCAACACAAGGAGUUGUUGAUCCCAAUUGGUUAACUGGUUUCUCUUUUUCUUAUCUCCUUUUUCAAAAGUGAUGGUCGCCUUUGAAAGGUCUUGAUUCUUAAGAUGUUUGGUAACAUCAAGGAGGGGAGUGCUUUUCCGAAAGGGCAUUCUGUUAUUUUAUUGCUUUUGACUUUACUUAUUUCUAGCACAGAGGGUUUGAACAAAGAGGGAAAAAUCCUAUUGGAUCUUAAAAAUGGACUUCAUGAUAAAUAUAACGUUUUGGGAAAUUGGAAGUCUAGUGAUGAAAAUCCAUGUGGAUGGAUAGGUGUAAAUUGCAGUUAUGAAUAUAACAGUAAUGAUCCAGUGGUUGUUUCUGUUAAUUUGAGUUCUAUGGAUCUUUCUGGAACUUUAAAUGCUAGUAGCAUUGGGGGGCUUAUAAAUUUAACUUAUCUCAAUCUUGCUUACAAUGGUUUGAAUGGAAAUAUCCCAAAAGAGAUUGGUGGGUGUUUGAGUUUGGAAUAUCUUUACUUGAACAAUAAUCAAUUUGAGGGACUAAUUCCUGUUGAAUUAGGUAAGCUAUCUGUUUUGAGAAGUUUGAAUAUUUGCAACAAUAAACUCUCUGGUGUUCUACCGGAUGAGUUUGGAAACUUGACUUCGUUGGUUGAGUUAGUUGCUUAUAGCAACUUUCUCGUCGGCCCGUUGCCUAAUUCUAUUGGAAAUCUUAAGAAUCUUGAGACUUUCAGAGCUGGUGCAAAUAACAUUACUGGUAGUUUGCCGAAGGAAAUUAGCAGAUGUAAGAGCUUGGUACGUCUUGGUCUUGCUCAAAAUCAGAUCGAAGGGGAGAUACCGAGCGAGAUUGGAAUGCUUGUAAGCUUAAAAGAAUUGAUUUUAUGGGAAAACCAGUUGUCAGGAGUUGUUCCUAAAGAGCUUGGGAACUGUACCAGGCUUGAGAAACUUGCUUUAUAUGGGAAUAAUAUUGUUGGACCAUUACCUCAAGAGAUCGGGAACCUGAAAUCGUUGAAGUGGUUGUAUCUUUACAGAAAUAAGUUGAAUGGUACCAUUCCAAGGGAAAUUGGAAAUCUUUCUUCAGCUUUACACAUUGAUUUCUCAGAGAAUUCUUUAGUAGGUGAUAUCCCUUCGGAGUUCAACAAAAUUCGCGGUCUAAGUUUGCUCUUUCUCUUUGAGAACCAUCUAUCCGGUUUGAUACCAAAUGAGUUUGGUAACUUGAAGAACUUGACAAAGCUCGAUCUGUCGAUAAAUAAUCUUACUGGUCCCAUUCCACUUGGCUUCCAAUAUUUGACGCAUAUGUAUCAGCUGCAACUUUUUGACAACUCCCUUAGUGGUAUUAUUCCUCAGGGACUUGGACUUUAUAGUCCUCUUUGGGUGGUUGAUUUUUCUGACAACAACUUGACAGGAACGAUACCUCCUCAUCUAUGCCGAAAUUCUCAUUUGAUGCUGUUGAAUCUUGCUGAUAAUCAGCUCUAUGGAAACAUACCAACAGGGAUAUUGAACUGUAAAUCAUUGGCACAGUUGUUGUUGGUUGGUAACAGGCUUACUGGUGGCUUCCCUUCAGAAUUGUGUAAACUGGAGAACCUUACUGCCAUUGAUUUGAACAAGAACAGGUUCAGCGGUCCGCUUCCUCCCGAAAUUGCAAACUGCCACAAUCUGCAAAGGCUUCAUGUUGCAGACAAUUACUUCUCAUUGGAGUUGCCUAAGGAAAUAGGAAAUCUCUCUCAAUUGGUAACUUUUAAUGUUUCGUCGAAUCUUUUCACUGGAAGAAUCCCACCUGAAAUUUUUUGGUGCCAAAGGCUGCAGCGUCUCGAUCUCAGUCGGAAUAGUUUUACUGGUUCGUUGCCGAAUGAACUUGGAACACUUCAGCACUUGGAGAUUCUCAAGCUCUCAGACAAUAAGUUAUCUGGAUAUAUUCCUGCAGCAUUAGGAAAUCUGUCUCAUUUGAACUGGUUGAUGAUGGGUGGCAAUUCAUUUUUCGGCGAAAUACCGCCUCAGUUGGGUUCUCUUUCAAGCUUACAGAUAGAAAUGGAUCUCAGUUACAAUAAUCUUUCUGGAAGAAUCCCGUCUCAGCUCGGCUAUCUCAACAUGCUCGAAUACCUCUUUCUCAAUAACAAUCAUUUGGAUGGCGAAAUUCCAAGUACAUUUGGCCAGCUUUCGAGCUUGAUGGGGUGUAAUUUCUCAUACAAUAACCUCUCUGGACCCAUCCCUUCAACUAAAAUUUUCGAAAGUAUGGUUUUAAGUAGCUUUGUUGGUGGUAACGCAGGUCUUUGCGGUACACCUAUCGGUGACUGCAAUAGCAUUUCAGCUUCUCGGUCUGUUCCUCCGGGGAAAGGCAUUGAGUCUCCUCGUGCCAAAAUUGUUAUGAUCAUUGCGGCUACUGUUGGUGGUGUUUCUCUCAUUUUGAUUUUGGUUCUUUUAUAUUUUAUGAAACAACCUCGGGAGGCCAUUGGUUCCUUUGCGGACACUGAAAAUCCAUCCCAAGAUUCAGACAUCUAUUUGCCUCCAAAGGAUGGUUUCACAUUUCAAGACCUACUUGAAGCUACGAAAAGAUUUCAUGAAAGUUAUGUUAUCGGUAGCGGAGCAUGUGGAACAGUUUAUAAAGCAGUGAUGAAAUCUGGUAAAACCAUUGCUGUUAAGAAGUUAGCAUCUAACAGGGAAGGGAACAACAUUGAGAAUAGUUUCAGAGCCGAAAUAUCGACUCUAGGAAGGAUAAGGCAUCGGAAUAUAGUGAAGCUGUAUGGUUUUUGUUAUCACCAAGGUUCCAAUCUUUUACUUUAUGAGUACAUGGAAAGGGGAAGCUUAGGUGAAUUAUUGCAUGGUUCUGCAAGUAAUUUGGAGUGGCCGACUCGAUUCAUGAUUGCUCUUGGAGCUGCCGAAGGUCUUGCUUACUUGCAUCAUGACUGUAAACCAAAGAUUAUUCACCGUGACAUAAAAUCUAACAACAUUCUGCUUGAUGAAAAUUUUGAGGCUCAUGUCGGUGAUUUUGGCUUGGCAAAAGUGAUUGACAUGCCGCAGUCGAAAUCAAUGUCUGCGGUUGCCGGAUCUUAUGGAUAUAUUGCCCCUGAGUAUGCUUAUACCAUGAAGGUUACAGAGAAGUGUGACAUAUAUAGUUAUGGCGUUGUGCUCUUGGAAUUGCUAACAGGAGAAACACCAGUUCAGCAAAUGGAGCAAGGAGGUGAUCUUGUCACAUGGGUGAGAAACCAUAUUCGGAACCAUAACAACACAUUGUCGUCAGAGAUACUCGACAAUCGUCUUGAUCUUGAAGACCAAAUCACAAUAAAUCACAUGCUCACUGUUUUGAAACUUGCUUUAAUGUGCACAAGUAUGUCUCCUUCUAAGAGGCCGACAAUGCGCGAAGUCGUGUUGAUGCUCAUCGAGUCUAAUGAGCGAGAAGGAAACUUAACACUCACAAGAACUUGUCAUGAUCUUCCUUCCAAAGAUAACGCAUGAAUAAGAUUUUUGUUAACAAAUAUGAUUUUUUUUCCUGCUAUUUUUCCAUGGUAUUGUUUUCCACUAGAGAGAGUAGGAUGAUGAUUUUUGUACAUUCUUUCACUCCAUAAUGCUACUAGAGUUGAGGAAUUUUUACAUCUUUGUAUUGAUUUCAUGUUCAUGUAUUUUCUUUUUUAAUUCAGUAUAGUAACUUUAUUGUACAGUUGGGAAUUACCAUUGAAUGUGUAUCAUGAAGGUUAUGUUUAGAUGUAGGGAAGGAUAACUGUUUUAGUAGUUAAUGUAACAUGGUCCUAGAUUUUAAGUUUUAUAAUAAUGUAUUUCUAAUUAUGAUAAAAACUUGGAACUUGAUUGAGGUUUCAAGAAUGUUUCAUAUUUAAUACAUACCAAUUCUAGAAA